This is a messenger RNA of Vitis riparia (riverbank grape), 988 nucleotides long. RefSeq names its product protein transport protein SFT2-like. Gene Ontology annotation, biological process: vesicle-mediated transport. NCBI's taxonomy places the organism in Eukaryota, Viridiplantae, Streptophyta, Magnoliopsida, Vitales, Vitaceae. The record is from RefSeq and is a predicted model, not a curated record. Bases 97 to 774 code for a protein of 225 amino acids. Gene Ontology annotation, cellular component: membrane. The transcript is spliced from 4 exons.
AGUGAGGGCUGAAGCCAUCAGAUCUCCUCUCACGGCUGAUUCUCAGUGAGCUCCCAGCACUGGCGCGAGAGAAAGCGAGGGAAAGUGAGAGAAAAUAUGCAGAAGACGGCGCAAGCAUGGUUCAUGGGAGGUCCCAGCAGCAGCAGCGGUAGGGAGAAAUCCCCGGCAUCUUUGCUGGCGGAUUGGAACGCUUACGCAGCUUCCCAAGAUCCUGAUUCCUCCGCUUUGGGAUUCGAUCUCGAAGCUGCCGUCAGAACCGCCAACGACAAAGUCUCCGGCUCCUUCAACGUGGUCUCAAAGGGUGUUAGGGAUAUACCAGGGAGCUUUCAAUCUGCUACUACCAAUGUCCCUUCCGGAAAAUCUCUUAUGUACUUCUCCUUGCUUCUUGCUACUGGGAUUUUCUUUGUCUUUAUUGCCUUUGCUAUGUUCCUUCCGGUCAUGGUGCUGAUGCCUCAGAAGUUUGCUAUCUGCUUUACAAUUGGGUGUGUACUCAUUAUUGGUUCUUUCUUCGCACUCAAGGGUCCGAAGAAUCAGCUUGCUCACAUGUUCUCGAGAGAGAGGCUUCCAUUUACAUUGGGGUUCAUUGGCAGCAUGGUGGGUACUAUUUAUGUUUCCAUGGUGCUUCACAGUUAUGUUUUUUCCGUGCUCUUCUCUGUGCUACAGGUCCUUGCGCUCUCUUAUUAUGCUAUUUCAUACUUCCCUGGAGGAUCUGCUGGAAUGAAGUUUCUGUCUUCAACUCUGACCUCUUUGAUAUUGAAAUGUUUUGGAAGGUGACAGUGGUAUCAGUUUUUCUUCAUUUUUUUUUCAUUUUACUAAUUAUUCUCAUAUAUUUCUGCUUGAAAUGUCCCCAAAGACACUGUUUAGUAUCAUCCAGAAUUAUGCUAAAUUUUAUAGAAAUUUUACUUUUGUCUGUUCACCUUAUCUUGAGAGAACCAUGAGUAUUCAUCUUUGAUCCUGCAAUGUUCACAUAGAAAAUGAUUUAUAUGUA